UUGAGCAGACCCCGGCCCGGUGCUGCCGGAGCCCUCGGAGCGAGGAGCCCCGUUGGGGCUGCGCGGCCGCUCCAUGCUGGGGAAUGUCUGACACGCAGCCUGCGCCCAGCGAGCGGGGAGCAGCGGGUGUCAGCUUACACGCCUUAUAUAGCCCGGGCCGGGCUGGGGGGAGCGGGGGCACUCCGGGCUCCGGCCUCGCAGCUUCUCUGCCCCGUCGGGGCACGGGGAGAUGGCACAGAGCCGGGCCUUUGCCCGCCACGUAGGGCUCAGAAGGUCCUCGCGUUUCCCUUUAGGCGAGGUACAGACGCGUGCCCCGCGCCUGGGCCGGCUGACAGCUGUCAGUGUGAGCACGGGGCGUCCAUCCCUCCUGCCCAGAACCCUGCAGAGAUGGGCUCACACCCAGGUGCAGCUGCUCGACCAGCUGCUGCUGCUACUGCAGCCCAGCUGCUGUGCCAGGCGGCUCCGGUGGCAGUGUGCUGCUGUGCUGCUCACCAGGCAGAACGCCUCUGGCUGCCAUCCCUCCGUGCUGCUGCCUCUCUGCAGCCUGGAACAGCUCCUAGCAGCUCGAGGUUCUGUAACAGUGCUGCAAGGCAGAGCCCAUCCUGGGUUUGGGGUGGUUGAGUCUCACUCUGCGCAUUACUCUGGCCCCUUGGCUCCAGCACCCCUUAGGAGAUGCUGAUGGAUGUGGGGUGCGUCCCUAACCAUGCUGUAGGAUGGUCAGGGUGGAGCUCCUGCUGGCAGUAUGACCUGUCUCCUCCUGCCCAGUCCUGCUGGGCCCCCUCCUCGCCUGCUCCCACGUCGUUCCCAUGCAGCAUGAUGUCAGGAUCACACCCUCUUCCAUUUUGCAGAGAUGGGCGAGAUGGAGUCCUAUAAGGUGAUGCUGAACGGGCCGGCGCCCUGGGGGUUCCGGCUGCAGGGAGGGAAGGACUUCAGCAUGCCGCUCUCCAUCUCCAGGCUGACUCCAGGUGGAAAGGCUGCCCAGGCUGGAGUGGGAGUGGGCGACUGGGUGCUGUACAUUGACGGGGAGAGCACUGGCGCCAUGACGCACAUCGAGGCCCAGAACAGGAUCCGCGCCUGCGGCGACAGGCUCUGCCUCACCCUGAGCAGAGCCCAGAACCACCUGGGGAAGCCGCAGAAGGUGCAGAGCCUUGACAAGAAACCACAGGAGCACCCCAGUUCCCCCAAAUAUGACCCCAGCAAGUUGCAUCUGAUCGAGGACUCUGAGGACUGGCAGCCCCGCAACACCAGCACCCAGUCCCGCUCCUUCCUCAAACUGGCCCAGCUGACGGGCACAGACAGCUUUGAGGACCACGAGGACGAGCUGGUUAGGAAGCCCAGGGGUCCCCGUGUGUCAUUUUGGGGUACAGAGGAGGAGUGGCAGUCCUUGCACCCCCCUGGCACCCCCGCGUGUGACCCGGGCAAGCUGCGGCUGAUGGAGGACGCUGAGGACUGGCAGCCCCGCACCGGCACCUCCCAGUCCCGCUCCUUCCGCAAACUGGCCCGGCUGACGGGCACCGAUGGCCUUGAGGACCGCGAGGAUGAGCUGGUUAGGAAGCCCAGAGAUGCCCGCGCGUCCUUCUGUGGUACAGAGGAGCAGCGGCAGCCCCCGCCCCACGUGGAGCCCCCCAGCACCCCCGCGUGUGACCCGGGCAAGCUGCGGCUGAUGGAGGAUGCUGAGGGCUGGCAGCCCCGCACCGGCACCUCCCAGUCCCGCUCCUUCCGCAAACUGGCCCGGCUGACGGGCACCGAUGGCCGCUUUGAGGACCACGAGGACGAGCUGGUUAGGAAGCCCAGGGAUGCCCGCAGGUCGUUCUGUGGUACAGAGGAGCAGUGGCAGCCCCCGCCCCACGUGGAGCCCCCCACAACCCCCGCGUGUGACCCGGGCAAGUUGCGUCUGUUUGAGGACGCUGAGGACUGGCAGCCCCGCACCGGCACCUCCCAGUCCCGCUCCUUCCGCAAACUGGCCCGGCUGACGGGCACUGAUGGCUUGGAAGAUGUGUUUGUUAAGAAUCCCAGCAGGGAUGCCCGUGGGUCGUUCUGUGGUACAGAGGAGCAGUGGCAGCCCCCGCCCCACGUGGAGCCCCCCAGCAGCCCCGCGUGUGACCCGGGCAAGCUGCGGCUGAUGGAGGACGCUGAGGACUGGCAGCCCCGCACCGGCACCUCCCAGUCCCGCUCCUUCCGCAAACUGGCCCGGCUGACGGGCACCGAUGGCCUUGAGGACCGCGAGGAUGAGCUGGUUAGGAAGCCCAGAAGUCCCCAUGUAUCAUUCUGUGGGACGGAGGAGCCGCGGCAGCCCCCGCCCCACGUGGAGCCCCCCAGCACCCCCGCGUGUGACCCGGGCAAGCUGCGGCUGAUGGAGGACGCUGAGGACUGGCAGCCCCGCACCGGCACCUCCCAGUCCCGCUCCUUCCGCAAACUGGCCCGGCUGACGGGCACUGAUGGCCUGGAAGAUGAUGAUGUAUUUAUUAAAAAGCCCAGCCAGGUCUCUGUACCGGACCCGUCCCCGGGAGCAGCAAUGAAGACAGAACCAGGAUUGGCCCCCAGGACCCCUGCUGCCACUCCUGGCCCUACCAGCCGCCCACCCUGGGCUGUGGACCCCUCAUUUGCUGAGCGCUAUGCCCCAGACAAGACGAGCACAGUGCUGAGCAAGCACAGCCAGCCGGCCACGCCGACCCCCAUGCAGAACCGCAGCUCCAUCGUGCAGGCAGCCCAGCAGGCUCCUGAGGGCCCUGGCCGCACACCCCUCUGCUACAAGUGCAACAAGAUCAUCAGAGGACGCUACCUUGUGGCAUUGGGACACUAUUACCACCCCGAGGAGUUCACCUGCUGCCAGUGCAGGAAGGUGCUGGAUGAGGGUGGUUUCUUUGAGGAAAAGGGCUCCAUCUUCUGCCCCAAGUGCUACGACACGCGCUAUGCGCCCAGCUGUGCUAAGUGCAAGAAGAAGAUCACUGGGGAGGUCAUGCAUGCGCUGAAGAUGACCUGGCAUGUGCAGUGCUUCACCUGCGCAGCCUGCAAAACUCCCAUCCGCAACCGUGCCUUUUACAUGGAGGAGGGACAGCCCUACUGCGAGAGAGACUAUGAGAAGAUGUUUGGCACCAAGUGUCGUGGCUGUGACUUCAAGAUUGAUGCUGGGGACCGGUUCCUGGAGGCGCUGGGCUUCAGCUGGCAUGACACUUGCUUCGUCUGUGCGAUCUGCCAGACCAAUCUGGAAGGGAAGACAUUCUACUCCAAGAAGGACAAGCCGCUGUGCAAGAGCCAUGCUUUCUCCCACGUGUGAGGGGCAAGAGUUCAGCUGUGCCCAUGCAUGCCCCUGCUCCUGCAUGCUCCUUUCCCACCCCUUCCCCUGCCCCAGGGAGCCAGGCUGAGACUUCACCCCUUCCCCUUGCUCCUGCCUCUUUCCUGGCAACUCCUGGCCAGGCCCUGACAGAAGCAGCCCUGGCCCCUUCCAUCUGGCUGGCUUCUUUUGUGCUCCUCUAGCUGACACAGGAGCCUGGGGAAGGGGAUGCCACAGAGGUCUCCCUGAAGCUGCUCAGCACAAUGGUUGUGGCCGUGCUGAGACUGUAGCUGGGGAGGGUCUGGUUGCAGCAGAGCUGCUCCUUUGCUUUGAUGGGGCCCAGCUGCCUUGGCACUCAGCACCAGGGCAGGGAUGCUCCUAGCCCCCAGCCCCUGGCAGACUCUUUCCUCACCUCCCCAGCUUCAUACUCAGCGCAUGGGGCUUGAGCACUGGCUCUUCUCCUCCUGCCCACAGUGACCCCACAGCCCAGCAGACUGCUGCCAUGGUUUCCUACCCAUCCCCACAUGGCUGCAUGCCAUAGAGCUGGGGGGACCGUGUGGCUGUCUAGUGGCAGCACUGCCGUGCCAUGGAGCAGGACUGUGUGCCAUGCCUGCCCUGGCUGUGGGCUGGGAGUGCACACCAGCCUCUGGCUAAUGGGUUCCCAUCAGGCUUGAAAACUGCUUCCUACCAAAGAGCGUGUGCCACCGCUAUCCCAGCACUGUAAAUGCCUCUCCCAAACCCCCACUCUCCGGUUGGGCUGCAUUUGAUGUAGCCACGGUGCUUUUAGUGCCUUGAAUAAACACUUUUUUGCGAGUG
Messenger RNA from Phasianus colchicus (ring-necked pheasant), 4090 nucleotides. It is a transcript of the gene PDLIM7, whose product is annotated as PDZ and LIM domain 7. NCBI's taxonomy places the organism in Eukaryota, Metazoa, Chordata, Aves, Galliformes, Phasianidae. Gene Ontology annotation, cellular component: Z disc; filamentous actin; adherens junction. The record is from RefSeq and is a predicted model, not a curated record. Gene Ontology annotation, molecular function: actin binding; muscle alpha-actinin binding. Gene Ontology annotation, biological process: actin cytoskeleton organization; heart development; muscle structure development.